Messenger RNA from Brugia malayi, 618 nucleotides. RefSeq lists its product as uncharacterized. Gene Ontology annotation, cellular component: endosome; plasma membrane; lysosomal membrane. Bases 1 to 618 code for a protein of 205 amino acids. Gene Ontology annotation, biological process: endosome organization; phosphatidylinositol phosphate biosynthetic process; Golgi organization. Lineage: Eukaryota; Metazoa; Nematoda; Chromadorea; Rhabditida; Onchocercidae. Gene Ontology annotation, molecular function: 1-phosphatidylinositol 4-kinase activity. The record is from RefSeq and is a predicted model, not a curated record. The transcript is spliced from 5 exons.
AUGAAUUUAUUAUUUGUACCGUGGAUUUCACAAGUUCACUGUGGUAAUCGUAGUCCUAUUAAUCAGAGUGAUUUAUCGACUAAUUCACAAUCAGUGACCAGAAUAAUAGGCCAAGAUUCAGAUUCAGAAGCAGAUAUUUGUGAUGAAUUGGAAGGUAUCUUUUCAAAAAUGAAUCCAAUCAGCAAAUUUACAAAGAAAAAUGUGAAGAAAGGGAAUUUGGAACGAAAACCAUUGCUCUCGGGACGAAUUCAAGCAUUAACAGGUGAAGAAAGUGGAUCAAUUAGUGAUCGACAAAAUCGCUUAUCAAGUUCGGAUGAUGAAGAUGUGAAAUAUUUUAAUGAAAAUUAUGGUUCGGUUGGAAAUGCUGAAUUUGCAAAUAUUAUUAGUGAUGCUAUUCAUGCAAUACGUGAAGGAGUUUAUCCUGAACGAAUCCGGCAAGGAUCAUCUGGGUCAUAUUUCGUGAAGAAUUGUAAUGGAGAAACUAUAGGUGUUUUCAAGCCUAAAAAUGAGGAACCAUAUGGUCAGUUGAAUCCAAGAUGGAUGAAAUGGAUUCAUCGUAUCUUUUUCCCAUGUUGCUUUGGGCGCUCCUGUCUUUUACCCAAUCAGGUAUGCUUUUGA